AUGAUGUGGGACGUCGACGAAGACGUGGACGACGCAAAGGCCAUCAAAGUCCGUCACUGGUGGCACGUCAGCGGGGUGAGAAUGGGUGCGCAGAUGAACUUGUCGAUCGAAGGGGCGAAAGAUAAAAGGGACUUGGUGGCUGCUGCGUGGAGAACGAACGACGGGCCGAGCGAGACGGGCUGA
Molecule: messenger RNA, 183 nt
Organism: Peronospora matthiolae
Lineage: Eukaryota; Oomycota; Peronosporomycetes; Peronosporales; Peronosporaceae
Source: the annotation of a GenBank genome assembly